ACCCAAUCCACGCGCCGUACUCAUCCGUCGUCUCUUCAUCGUCUUCAUGGCGUUUCUCCUAAUCUUAGGUCUCAUCCUCUUCAUCUUCUUCCUCGUCGUUCGUCCCCAGUUACCAGACGUUUACCUCAACUCCCUCUCCGUCUCCAAUUUCAACGUCUCGAACAAUCAAGUCUCUGGGAAAUGGGAUCUUCAGGUCCAGAUUCGAAACCCUAAUUCGAAGAUGUCACUCUACUACGAUAGUAUCCUCUGCGCUCUGUCUUAUCACCGUGCAUCUCUCUCUGAUACGAGGCUUCAGCCGUUUGAGCAAGGGAAGAAGGAUCAAACGGUGGUUAACGCUACGCUCUCUGUUUCGGGUACUUAUGUGGAAGGACGCUUGGCUGAUGAUAUUGGGAAAGAGAGAGGUGCCAAGGGAAGUGUUGAGUUUGAUUUGAGGAUUAUCUCUUAUGUUACUUUCCGGUACGGUGCUUUCCGGAGGAGGAGAUACGUUACUGUGUAUUGCGAUGAUGUUGCUGUUGGUGUUCCUGUGAGGAGUGGUUCAGGGAAGAUGGUUGGUUCGGCUCAGAGAUGCAAAACUUAUUGAGCCUUAGUGAGUGAGUUUGAGUUUGAGUUUGAGUUUGUUUCUUCCUCUUAGGGGAUGAUUUGUUACUUAACCAAUCUUUUUUAAUUCUCAAUUCCUUGUAAAUCGACUCUGUUCUUUGAUGGAAAACAAAAGUAAAAGAUUCAGCCUGUUAGCUUUCUCAUUA
This is a messenger RNA of Camelina sativa (false flax), 743 nucleotides long. RefSeq lists its product as uncharacterized. The record is from RefSeq and is a predicted model, not a curated record. NCBI's taxonomy places the organism in Eukaryota, Viridiplantae, Streptophyta, Magnoliopsida, Brassicales, Brassicaceae. Gene Ontology annotation, biological process: defense response to other organism. Gene Ontology annotation, cellular component: plasma membrane.